Messenger RNA from Spirodela intermedia, 2167 nucleotides. NCBI's taxonomy places the organism in Eukaryota, Viridiplantae, Streptophyta, Magnoliopsida, Alismatales, Araceae. The record is from the annotation of a GenBank genome assembly.
AUGGCGAAUGGAAGGGAGGAGAGUCAGGACAGGUGCAGGUCGGAGCCCAAGCGGCUGGAGGAGCACCAUAAUCCGGUGAUCGUUGUGGACGGGACGGAUAUCGCAGAGCUGGUGGGGAACGAGGCCGCUUUCGGCAGCUACGUGGACCACAAGUUCCAGGAGCUUGACCGAGACGGCGACGGCAAGCUCUCAGUCGAGGAGCUCGAGCCCGCCAUCGCCGACAUUGGGGCUGCCAUCGGCCUCCCUGCCCAGGGCUCCUCCCCUGACUCCGACCACAUCUACUACGAGGUGAUUGAAUCAGUCGUACGCUUCCCUCUCCAUCUUUAUCACCCGUUUACCUGCUCUGUUCAUGUCACAAGUGCCGGUCGAUUGGAUCUGGUGGGCAGUCGAGAUCAGAUAUAUGCGAACAAGAUUGUAGAAACCCACUAUUCAACCCAAGUAACCUUAAAUUAUGCGCAAGUCGUCGACAGAAAUCUACAGGCGCGAAGUGAGACAGCUCAUCUCUCUGCGGUGAUGCUGAUGGUGCUCUGGUUCCAACGCUCCCCUGAUGAUCUCCAGUUAUAUAUGAUAUUUCACUCCAUUAUUUUGUCCAUCGUUUCUAGCCAUCACUCACGCCAUAUGCAAAAAUAGAUGUCAGUGUAUAGAAAAGAACUGUCGCGACUGGAUCUGAGUACUCUAUGAUUUGAGUUUUUUUUUUUCCUAAUCGGGGAAAUCCCUCUCAUCAUAAUCAUAAUCUACUCAUCAUUUUCAAAGGCAAGGUAGUAAUUUGAAACUUUUUGCGGAGGAUAAUUCCCCUGCAGGAAUGGAAGUAGAAAGAGCAAUUACUUACCUUGAAUGCCCUCAUAGAAGAGAUUACUACAUCCAGGAGCAGAGCCCUGGAUCUUCUUGUAAUUCUUCUGAAUAUGGGUUCUUGCUAUGACCCCGAGUUCUUGCAGGUUCUGAAUGAAUUCACUCAUGGGAAACGGGAGGCGGUGACCAAGACCGAUUUCAAGGAAGUGCUGUCUGAUAUUCUUCUGGGGAUGGCCGCCGGGCUGCAGAGAGACCCGGUUGUGAUCCUGAGGAUCGACGGUGAGGAUCUGAGGGAAUUUUUGUUUGGCCUCAGGUUUGAACCAGAGUCAAUCGCCAUAUUCUCAGAGAUAAACCAGGAGAAUGUGCCCCUGCGCAAGAGCAUCAUGAUGGCUUUGGAGCGGCUAGGCGUUGGCCAUGGGAUGCCUCCUCUUUCUGACUCUUGGGUAAUCACUCCAGACCAUGGCCAUUUUCUUCUCCAUCUUUCCUAGAACCAUCAUCCUUCAGUUGACGUCAGUGAUUUAUGCCCAAGCUCAAACCCAUGUAGGUCUUCGAUAGCAUCAUACAACCAGCGAUGAGCCAUCUUCCAGUGGAGGAUCUCGGUGGGGCUGUGUCUCAAGAGACCUUCUUGACGGAGCUGAAGAAUAUUCUGGGUAGCGUCGCCAGGGGCCUCAAGGAUCGUCCUGUCAUUGUCGCCCACAGUGAAAAUAAUUUUGAUGGGAGCGGCAUCAACAGGCUGCUAUCCAACACCUUUGAGCUAGAAAAGGUACGACGUCAUCGAAAUAUCUCUCCAUUGAAGCUCAUGAGUUAGUUUCAUAGUUAGAUCGUAAAGAGUCACAAGUGUGCAGUUCUUCCCGGGAAUCAUUCUGGUAAAAAGAUGAGACCUUGAAGUUGAUGGCGUCGGAUUUAUUGUUUCAGCUAUUGGAUAUGGCUUGGAAGGAGCUUCCCAAGAAGACAGACCACAAGGCAUCCAAGGAGUACCUCCGUGUGGCGCUGGACGGAAUCGCUUCUUCCGCUGGUCUGCCCCCCUACGGCGCCAUUAGCCAGGUACCCGCCGUCGAUAAAUAAGUAGAGUACUUAAUAUUGGAUUUACGUACGUAGUUUUUGCCAUAUAUUUGUUUGUUUAUUUGUGUUGGAAGUUGGGCAGGUGGACGCGGUGGUCAACGAGGCCCUGAGGACGCUGAACGCGGACGACGGGCGGCGCAUGCGCGAGGGGGAGUUCAAGAAGCUGAUGACAGAGAUCCUGGGGACGAUCAGGCUUCAGCUGGAGAUGAAUCCGAUCUCCGUCUCUGCAAAUUCCGUCGUUCACGAGCCUCUCGCCGCCUCCUCCUCCACCUUGCUCCCUCCGCCUGCCCCCGCUGGGGAGGACGCCUCCCUCUAA